Molecule: messenger RNA, 2217 nt
Organism: Naegleria fowleri
Lineage: Eukaryota; Heterolobosea; Eutetramitea; Acrasida; Naegleriidae
Exons: 2
Coding region: 1-2217 (738 amino acids)
Source: RefSeq, a predicted model, not a curated record
AUGGGACAAACACCUCCGUCGUCCUCUCUCCUCCCAACCACUACCAACAAGAAUAACCAGUUGACAUCAUCUCCUGCCACUCAUCAUCCCAUUGAACUACAAGAAACAACAACAAGAAAUCCCCUUUCGAACAAUCAUGUGGGUGGUGGUGUUACAGGAGCGACUUUGAUCACAUCAACCAUCAACUCCAUGUCUUCGGGAGGUGCCACACAAUCUGCAACCAAUCCACAACUUUCUCAACAACAACCUGUUUCGAAUUAUUUAAAUAAUGUUUCUCUUUUUAAUGCAAAUCCGAAUUUGGGAUAUGCCAAUACUCCAACAUCGGAUCCAUUUCGAUUAAUUAUUAAACAAUUUGCUGACAUGUUGAGACCAUCGUCAUCAAUGGUUUCCACACAAGAAGGUUUUACAAGUGUGGCAUUAAAAUUGGAUGAAAUUGCAAAAAUUCAUGAAGACAUUGUCACAAAUUAUAAGAAAUAUUUAAGUUUGUUGGAAUUUUCUGGCGAACAAGAAAAGGGAAAUGUUUUAUUUGGAUCAAGUUCGGCGAGUUUUGCUGAUGAAGAUGGAUUUUCCAAUGAAGCUUUUGAAAAUAUUGUGAAUGGAAUUAAAAAUCAUGUGACAUGGGCAAAAGAAUCCAUCGAGAGUUUGAUCGCAGCCUCUGAAAACUUCGAGAGAAAAAGUUUGAAAGGAUAUCAAACUCGUUCGCAGUCAUCUUCCAUGUCUGGUGCUGUUCCGUUGUCGUCUGCUGUCAAUGUCACCAUUGAUUGGUCUACGAUUGCUAACAAGAAGAAAUAUUUUGCCAUUAGAGAUGAAAUUGAAAUUUUAUUGACUUUCCAUCUCGAAGAAAUUCGUGGCUACAGAGAUAUUGUUGAAAAAUUGAAACAAUCAGAAUCGAAAGGAGAAAUUGUUGAAGUGAGUGUCAUUAGCAUUCUGUUGCCAGAUGAAUUCGGAGCUGGUUUUUGGAAAAACAAAUGUGGAGAGAACGUCUUUUCCAUGAAGAAGAAUGACUUUCUUGAUAUUAUUGAUUUAUUCUUUCAACAGUUGAAAGAUCGUGUGAAAAAGAUUUGGGUAGAUGACUUUUCUUACAUCAUUGAUCCAACAUGUGACAAUGUCGUUUCAAUCGUGGAUUUUAAACACGUACUGCAAUGGUUUGGACCUUUUGGAACCAACUUUUUUGUGCCUAUUGACAAUUUUCUGAAUAUGAAACAUUUUUGGGGAAGUAUUUCUGCAAUGGAAGCCCAAAUGCUUCUCGAUUCGGCAGACCCAGGUUCAUUCUUGAUUCGAUUUUCAGGAACAGAAGCUGGAAGUUUUGCCAUCUCUGUCAUUGAACAAGAAAGUAAUGAUAAUUUGAGUGUAGGAGAUGAAGCGACACACUACAAACAAACUUUACAUUUUCAAUUGUCACGAAAAAGAGACGACUCUAAGAUGUAUUUCAUUUUGUGUGAAUCAGACAUGGAUCAUAAAUUUGAAACUGUGGAUUCUCUCCUCAAACAUUAUCGAUUGACCUUCAAAUAUCCAUUUGUGAAUGACUCACUCAAAUUGAAAGCUAUUGAACCAGAAGAAGAGACUGACUUUUUCGGAUUUAUCAAAUCGAAUCCACAGUUGAAUCGAAUCGAUGCUGCCGAGGAUGACACGAAUUUUAUUGAAUAUAGAGGACGAAUUCCACCAACACUCAAAGAAGCACACGAGUUGCAACGUGCCAAGAUGAUGAGUAAUAAGGGUGGUAUUGGUGGUAAAAAAGGAACAUUAUCGUUGGGAAUGAAUCCAAAGUUGUUGGGUUCUACUACGACGAGUACAACGACCUCUUCGACUUUACAGAAAGUACUUUUUGGUUUGAGUGGAGCUGCUACCACCACAUCCAAUAAUGCCUCACCGACAACCACAUCAACACCUCGCUCUUCUUCUUCUUCCUCGAGUGGUGGUGAGAAGAGUGUCAGUAGUGGUGGUGGUGGUGGUAGCUCCACUCCAACCCACAUUGUCAAUCUCCACAGUGGGAAUGGAAGUAGUGAUCAGAAUACAAAUAAUAAUACUAACACAAAUAAUACCAAUAAUAAUAAUAAUAAUACUACGAAAAUGAACUUGGAGAAGGAAGGAGGCUUAACAACACCACCUCGACACCGUGUUUCAUCAGGUGGCCAAGACGGAUCCGAUGUUAGUAACCAAUCCACGACUACCACCUCUGCAUCAGUGAAUGACAUUAUUUUAGAGGAAAAGCAGUAG